UCACCAUGUGGCUUGUACUAAGCGUGAUUUUUGCCACGAUUGGCUACUGGUUGUUCAACUAUCACAAAACCAGACAAAAGUUGCUCGCCAUCCAGUCACACUUCAAUGGACCACCAACGCACUACUUUUUGGGAAAUUUCCCGAUUUUCAUUGGCAAAAGCAUUCCUGAUAUCUUCAACAUCAUCACCAAAAUGCACAAGGUGUACGGCGAGGACAUCGCGAUCAUCGCCGCGUUCAACGAGCUGGUCAUCGAUUUGUCCAGCUCGCGGAACGUCGAGAAGGUGCUGCUCGCGAAAUCGAUCAAAAAGUCGUUCGUGUACAACUUCCUGGAGCCGUGGCUGGGCACGGGCCUGCUGACGGUGCCGACGGGCGAGAAGUGGUUCCAGCGCCGGAAGAUCAUCACGCCGACGUUUCACUUCAAGAUGCUGGACAACUUUUUGGAGGUGUUCAACCGGGAGGCGGAUGUACUGGUGGAGAAGUUGAAGAUGCGAGCGGGGAAGGGGGAGUUUGAUAUUUACGAUUAUGUGACGCUGUACGCGUUGGAUAGUAUCUGCGAAACGUCGAUGGGAGUGCAGAUUCACGCUCAGGACGACCCUAGCAAUGAGUACGCGACUGCGGUGAAGCAGAUGAGUACGUUCAUAUUGCGUAGGAUCUUCAACCCGCUGCGAUCGUUCCCGCGGUUGUUCUUCCUGUUUCCGUUUGCAAAGGAGCAGAAGAAUGUCAUCCGGAAGCUGCACAACUUCACCAACUCCGUGAUCGACUCGAGAAGAAAGGUUCUGGAACGGGAGCAAACUAGCUCAACGGUUGCGUUUGAUCUUCAGGAGGAGAACAUGUACUCGAAGAGAAAGAUCACCUUCUUGGAUCUGCUGCUGAGUGUUACCGUCGAAGGUAAGCCGUUGAGUCGUGAAGACAUCCGUGAGGAGGUGGACACCUUUAUGUUUGAGGGCCACGAUACGACUACGUCUGGGAUUUCGUUCACGAUUUGGCACUUGGCAAAGCACCAGGAUGUUCAGCAGAAGUUGUGCGACGAGAUCGAUCAGAUUUUGGGGACGGAGAAGAAAACGGCUGAGCUGAAUAAUGUGAAGAUUCAAGAGUUUGAAUAUCUGGACAUGGUUGUGAAGGAAUCGCUGCGGUUGAUUCCACCGGUACCGAUCAUCGGAAGACAACUGAUCGAAGACUUGGAAAUGAACGGAACCACCAUCCCCGCUGGGACUCAGAUCAACAUCAAAAUUUACAACAUCCAUAGGAAUCCGAAGAUAUGGCCCGAUCCAGAGCGCUUCGACCCGGACCGGUUUUCAAAAACUAACGAAGACAAACGCGGACCAUACGACUUCAUCCCGUUUAGUGCCGGCUCGAGAAACUGCAUCGGUCAGCGGUACGCCAUGAUGGAGCUGAAGGUCACGCUGAUCAAGCUACUUGUCAGCUAUCGGAUUCUGCCCGGCGAGUCGAUGGAAAAGAUGCGGUUCAAAACGGACUUGGUCAUCCGGCCGAACGAAACCAUUCCGAUUAAGCUUGUGGAAAGGGUUUGAGAUUUUGGGCACAUUGUAAUCGCUAAGGUGGACCCAAAUAUAGAACGUCUUAUCGUG
Molecule: messenger RNA, 1586 nt
Organism: Culex pipiens pallens (northern house mosquito)
Lineage: Eukaryota; Metazoa; Arthropoda; Insecta; Diptera; Culicidae
Product: cytochrome P450 4d1
Exons: 3
Coding region: 6-1529 (507 amino acids)
Molecular function (GO): monooxygenase activity; heme binding; iron ion binding
Source: RefSeq, a predicted model, not a curated record